Messenger RNA from Acanthosepion pharaonis, 2553 nucleotides. NCBI's taxonomy places the organism in Eukaryota, Metazoa, Mollusca, Cephalopoda, Sepiida, Sepiidae. The record is from the annotation of a GenBank genome assembly.
AUGAAAACAAAUAUUACUAGCCGUACCUUCCCCACGUCCUCGACUUGCCUUUUCGUUCUGACGCGUCCACUGCCCUCACCAACCCGGGGAAUCAAAGUCUUUAAUGUCUCCGAAGUGACAAAAAUAAUACUUCAUCCUUUCUUUCAGCCGCUCAUAUCCAUGUCACAUGAUCACAAAACAAUUAUUUAUUCAAUGGCUUCACUUGUUUGCUUUUCUUUCUUUCUUUCUUUUAAACAUUUCUUUCCUUCCCGCAACCAUUUUCCUUUCUUUCUUUCUUUCUUUCUUUCAAAUAUUCAUUUCUUUCUUUCUUCCAUUUUCUUUCUAAUGGUUGUUUCUUUUUUUCUUUCUUCAUUUUAUCUUUCUUGUACUUUCUUUUUUCUUUCUUUUUUCUUUCUUUCUUUUACGCGAUACCUUCUCUCAUUCUUCCUAUCUUUUUUCUUUCUUUCUUUUUUAGUAUUGCUUAUUUAUUUAUUUCUAUUAAAUAGUAGCUUUCGUUUUUUUCUUCUUCAUUUUAUAGUUCUUUAUACUUUCCAUUCUCUCUCUCCCACUCUUUUCUUUCCUUCUGUUACUUUGUUCUUUCUUUCUCUCUUUUAUGAUUGCUAUCCUUUUAGUCUCCGUUUUAUUCUUUCUUGUAGUCCUUUCUUUUUUUUUUUUGUAGUAUCUAGCAUUUUCUUUUUUUUCAUUUUUAUUAUUUUUUUCUUGUUUGAUCAUUCUUUCUUUCUUUCUUUCUUUCUUUGUAGUACUCAUUUGUUUGUUUUCUGUCUUGAUUUCUUUUUACCUUUCUUUCUUUCAUUUUUCUUUCCUUCUGUCCAGAUUUUCUUGACUAUUUUCUUAACUAUAUUAUUUUUAUUCUAUCACAUUUGCUACACGUCUUUCUUUCUUUUUUCCGAAAUUAUUUUCCAUAAUUUAUUGUUUUACAUUUUCUUUCUCUUUUCCUCUAUUUCAGUGAAUCUUCAGUACACUUACUUUCUUUCUUUCUUUCUUUCUUUCCGAAAUUAUUUUUUAUUCAGAUUUUUUAGUAUUUUCUUUCUUUCAUUCUUUCUUUCUUGUCUAGAUUUUCUUAGCUAUUUUCUUUAUUUCUUUUAUUCAGAUUUUCUUAGCUAUUUUCUUAUUUCCUUUUCUUCCUUUACUUUCAUUCUUUAUCGCUUUCUUUCGUCCUUCCUUUCUUUCUUUCUUUCUUUCUUUCUUUCUUCCUUUCUUUCUUUCUUUCUUUCUUCCUUCCUUUCUUUCUUUCUUUCUUUCUUUCUUUCUUUCUUUCUUUCUUCCUUCCUUUCUUUCUUUCUUUCUUUCGUCCUUUCUUUCUUUUUUUCUUUCUUUCUUUCUUUCUUUCUUUCUUUCGUCCUUUCGUCCUUUCUUUCUUUCGCCUUUUCUUUCUUUCUUUCUUUCUUUCUUUCUUUCUUCUCUAAACGUGUUCCAUUCUUUCUUUCUUUCUUUCUUUCUUUCUUUCUUUUCAUCUUUCAUAUACCUUUUCAUCUUUUUCUUAUUCCCAUUACUACAGCUUUUUAUAGUUUUUCCAAUUCGUUAUCUAUUUUAUUUGUCUCUUGCCAUGCAACAUCUAUCUAUCUAUCUAUCUAUCUAUCUAUCUAUCUAUCUAUCUAUCUAUCUAUCUCAGUUUGUUCACAUCUAUCUAUCUAUCUAUCUAUCUAUCUAUCUAUCUAUCUUUGUUCAUCUAUCUAUCUAUCUAUCUCAUUUGUUCAUCUAUCUAUCUAUCUAUCUAUCUAUCUAUCUAUCUAUCUAUCUAUCUAUCUAUCUAUCAUUCAGUUUGUUCACAUCUAUCUAUCUAUCUAUCUCUAUCUAUCUAUCUAUCUAUCUAUCUAUCUAUCAUCUAUCUAUCUCUAUCUCAGUUUGUUCACAUCUAUCAUCUAUCUAUCUCAUUUGUUCACAUCUAUCUAUCUAUCUAUCUCAAUUUGUUCUCAUCUAUCUAUCUAUCUAUCUAUCUAUCUAUCUAUCUAUCUAUCUAUCUAUCUCAAUUUGUUCACUAUCUAUCUAUCUAUCUAUCUAUCUAUCUAUCUCAUUUGUUCAUCUAUCUAUCUAUCUAUCUAUCUAUCUAUCUAUCUAUCAUCUAUCUAUCUAUCUCAUCUCAAAUCUAUCUAUCUAUCAUCUAUCUAUCUAUCUAUCUAUCUAUCUAUCAUAUUUUCUUCUUCAAUUUGUUCCCAUGUCUCUAUCUAUUCACUAUUUAUCUAUCUCAGUCUGUCUCAAAUUGUUCAUCUCUAUCUAUCUAUCUAUCUAUCUAUCUAUCUAUCUUCUUCUAUCUUCUUCUUCUUCUUCUUCUUCUUCUAUCUAAUAAUUAUUCAUCUCAGUUUGUUCAACCCUGAGCCCUAUCUGAUUUUAUGGUAUGUUCCGCUUAUCUUUUCUAAAAAAAAAAAAAACUCAUCUAUCUAUCUAUCUCAAUUUGUUUCAAUCAAUCUAUCUAUCUAUCUAUUUUUAGAUUUCUAUCCUAUCUAUCUUCUUCUUCUUCUUUUCUUUUCUUCUUCUUCUAAAAUACUUUCAGAUCCUUCUUCUUCUUCUUCUUCUUCUUCUUUUUCUUAUGAACAUUUUUCUUCUUCUUUUUGA